Molecule: messenger RNA, 1256 nt
Organism: Galendromus occidentalis (western predatory mite)
Lineage: Eukaryota; Metazoa; Arthropoda; Arachnida; Mesostigmata; Phytoseiidae
Product: methionyl-tRNA formyltransferase, mitochondrial
Exons: 3
Coding region: 330-1256 (308 amino acids)
Biological process (GO): conversion of methionyl-tRNA to N-formyl-methionyl-tRNA; biosynthetic process
Cellular component (GO): mitochondrion
Molecular function (GO): methionyl-tRNA formyltransferase activity
Source: RefSeq, a predicted model, not a curated record
CUGCUCGCCGGGCCUGCUGAUGAUAGCUUGGAUCCGCGCACCCCGUGCUUCUCUACGGAAUAUCCUGACCGUGAAUGAAUUCCUGGCUUCUCAUGGAAUGACGAUCGAAAAAAUCAUCCAGAUCACAGUCCUCCAUCGGGGAGGAUAGCGACAGCUUCCCGUAUCGAAUGUCGUGAGUCUUGGGAUCAAUUCCUCUCCGGAAACAGGCGAGCGACCCCGAGUCUCAACCACUUGGAGUACAUUCAGACUGAAGACAGGAGCAUUUCAAUCAGAUCCGCCUGACUACUAAACUAGAGGUACCGCCGAGUCGGAUCGAAGAUGCCUCGAAGAUGCGCUUGAUUUUCUUGGGUUCCGACAGGUUCUCGGUCAUUUGUUUGAGAGCCUUAAUUUCCCACGUCAACGACUUGAAAUCCCUAACGGUCGUGACUAAUAACUACACCCCGGUGUUCCGGUGCGCAGUUGAAAACAAUAUUGUUCCGAUGGAAUGGCCGUACAGGCUCCCGCCAAAGCGAUUUGAUCUAGGCAUCGUGGUCUCUUUCGGCUAUAUGAUUCCGUCCGCUUGCAUCGAGCAAUGCACUCAUGGAAUGGUGAACGUCCAUCCGAGCCUUCUGCCUCGAUGGCGCGGUGCUGCUCCGCUCGUCCACACUCUGCUCAAUCGAGACAGUCGGACUGGGGUGUCUCUGAUCACGGUGGCGAAAGAGCGUUUCGACACGGGCUCAAUCAUCGAUAAGCAGGAACUAUCGGGAAACCCUCAGAACAUGGAGUACGCGGAGCUCCAUGAGACGACUGCCAAUCUUGGUGCAAAAAUGCUAUUGAGAUUUUUGGAUGAUGUCGAAGGCAAUCUGAGAGCAGCGACGCCUCAAGGGGAAGAGGGUGCCACACGGGCUCCGAAGGUCACUCCGUCCAUGGCGGUGAUCGACUGGAGACGGACCGUUCUCGAGGUGGAUGCCCUCCGCCGAGCCAUCACACCGUUCGAGCCCCUGAGGACUUACUUCCGAGGAGAUCUGAUAAAAGUGUUCCUGGUCCCAUUGAGAGAGAGUCCGCCGGACAUCGAUCCCAAAUAUAUCCGAGAACCUUUGCGUCCUGGCUGCGUGGUUUAUUGCAGAAAAACACGACUUAUAGCCGUGAGGUGCGCCGACGGUUGGAUCUGGGUUCAAGCCGUGGUCUUUCAAGGUCGACGUAGAAUUACUGCAAACGGAUUUGCUGCUGGGUAUCUAUCUAAGAGUCCAUGUAAAUUUUUCUCGAACGAAGUUUGA